Molecule: messenger RNA, 2891 nt
Organism: Hordeum vulgare subsp. vulgare (domesticated barley)
Lineage: Eukaryota; Viridiplantae; Streptophyta; Magnoliopsida; Poales; Poaceae
Product: protein SMAX1-LIKE 3-like
Exons: 3
Coding region: 156-2717 (853 amino acids)
Source: RefSeq, a predicted model, not a curated record
CUGGCACGGGAGGCUGGUAUAUAUGACCAAAAAAUUAACACUGACCAACCCCACUCCAUGCCACUUACUAGUCUACCUAGCACAAGAAGGGAGAGCAAGCUAGCAACGCCAGGUAGAUUCAGCAACGCGCGUACGUACCAGCUUUUCUUGCAAAGAUGCGUGCCGGCGGCUGCGCGGUGCAGCAGGCCCUGGCGCCGGAGGCGGCGUCCGUUGUGAGGCAGGCGGUCACACUGGCGCGGCGGCGCGGCCACGCGCAGGUCACCCCGCUCCACGUCGCCACCGCCAUGCUCCUUCCCCCGGCGCCGGCGGGGCUGCUCCGCGCCGCCUGCCUCCGCUCCCACUCCCACCCGCUCCAGUGCAAGGCCCUCGAGCUCUGCUUCAACGUCGCGCUCAACCGCCUCCCCACCUGCGGACCCGCCGCCAUGUUCCACGGCGGCGCGCACAUGCAGCACCAUCACCACCACCGCGGCGCCGCCGAAGCACCCGCGCUGUCCAACGCGCUCGUCGCCGCGUUCAAGCGCGCGCAGGCGCACCAGCGCCGCGGGGGCGCCGGGGACGGCGUCCAGCAGACGGCCGCGCCGGUGCUCGCCGCCAAGGUCGAGCUGGAGCAGCUCAUCGUCUCCAUCCUCGACGACCCGAGCGUGAGCCGCGUCAUGCGCGAGGCCGGAUUCUCCAGCUCGCAAGUGAAGGACAACGUCGAGAAGGCCGUCUCCUCGUCGUCGCCUUCCUUGGAACGCGCGGCUAACAUGAAGACAACGGGCUCUAUUAAGGAGUCCAGAGCGAAGUCGGCUGGCAGCGACGACGCCAUGCGCGUGCUAGAGUGCAUGGCGAGCGGGACUAGGCGGUGCUUGGUCGUCGUCGGCGAGGGCGCGGAGGCGGCGGUGAAGGCCGUGAUGGAUAAGGUGAGCAAGUCGGAGCUUCACCACCGGCACCACGAGCGCCUCAAGAGCGUCCAGUUCGUGCCGCUCUCCGUCACGUCGUUCCGGCACGCGGCGAGGGAGGAGGUGGAUGCCAAGACCAGCGACCUCCGCGCGCUCGUUUGCGAGGCCCGCGCCGCCGGUAAGGGCGUCGCGCUCGUCGUAGAGGACCUUGCCUACGCCGCCGAUGCCUGGCACAAGAGAAGAGGCGAGCAUGUGCACGGCGGACAGUCACAGUACUACUGCCCCGUUGAGCACGCCGUCAUGGAGGUGAGCGGCCUGGUGUCCGGCGACUCUGGCUCCGGCGGCGGAAGGUUCUGGCUGCUAGGGUUUGCGAGCCGCACGGUGUUCAUGAAGUGCAGGCUCGGGCAGCCAUCUUUGGAGGCCGUGUGGGGGAUCCACCCCCUCGUCGUGCCAGACGGCGGCAGCCUCGCGUUAAGCCUCAGCUGCACCAGUGAGGCACAGGGUAGCCAGCAAGCAGGAAGAUCGAUAACGGGAUGGCCCUUGGUGAACGGCGCGGCCACUACCGGCGAGAGCGAGCUCACUUGGUGCGCCAGGACGCCGUCCCCGGAGCCAAACAUACCGUCAUGGCUUCGCCGGUACCAUGACCCAUAUCAGACCACACCGACGAGCAGCAGUACCAGUCUUCACCAGUUACAAGAUCUAUGGAACCCCGUGCGCAAUUGGUCAGCGACGCACCACCAUACAUCCGAGCUGACGUUGAGCUUCUCAUCCCCCGCAUCACCGGCAGCUUCUUCCCUCUCCGGCUACAACAACACCCCGACGACGAUGAGCUCGUCCAAGCCAUGUCAGCCCGAGCCGAGGCAACCGUGGCCGCCGUCGAACCAAGGGCACGAGGACGGUCCGGCCACAAGGGCGGAGGCGAUUCGUGAUCUUCCUCGGUGGCAUAAUACCGAAAUCGCUUUCCCGGAAUCCUUCUCUGCUCAAUCCAACUCACCCAACGAUCAUGGCGGCGGUACGGCAGAUCCGGAGCGGCGACGCCAGAAGUUCACGGAACUUACUGCAGAAAACCUCAAGAUCAUGUGCGGCACGCUCGAGGAUUGCGUGCCGGGGCACAUUAAGGAUGUGGCAGCGGGCGUCGCCAGUGCUGUGCUCCAACGCCGGUCCGGCAUGGUGAGGCAGCGUGAGACGCCCAGGCCGAGCUCGACGACGUGGCUGCUCUUCAAAGGGAGCGACCGCGACGGCAAGAAAUCCAUGGCUUUGGAGCUCGCAAAGCUCGUCUUUGGAUCUUACAAUGAUUUCACGUCCAUCUCAUCAGCUGGCUGCACCCCGGUUCACUCCAGUUCCAGCUCUGGCGAGCGUUCCGGCAAGAGGCAGAGAUCGCCGGACUACGAGCAUGGCUGCGCACAAAGGUUUUACGACACGAUCCACGAGAACCCUCGCCGGGUGGUGAUGAUCGAUGAUGUCGAGCAAAUGAGCCUUGGAUCUGAGAUCGGCAUCAAGAAAGCGAUUGCCAGUGGAAGGGUGAGAGGUUGCAAUGGCGUUGAGACCAGUCUCGAGGAUGCCAUCAUAGUGCUGAGCUGCGAAGCAUUCGACUCGAGAUCUAGGGCUUCCUCUCCUCGGGUCAUCAAGCAGAAGGUCAUAUGCGACGAGGAAGAUAGUGGCGGCGUGGAGAAGGGGGUGACGAAGCCGCCAUGUUUCAGCUUGGAUUUGAACGAGUGCGCCUCCGGUGAUGAUGAAGGACAUCAGGAGGAAGAGGGAUUGGAUAGUGACGUGGAGAUCUGUGAUGUUGUGGAUGGUGUUUUCUUCUUCCGACUACCGGGAGAUUUGUCACAUUAGCUUGCCUUUCAUUUUCUUGUUAUCAAAUUAAUUAACCUAGACCGUGAGCCGCUGAUUUUUCCCAUUUGUAGAGGCAAAGCAUAUGUAUAUUGGUGUUUGGUCUUUCAUUAUAUGGCUCUGGCAGUAGUAUAUUUUUGAGGUAAUAACACCAAUGGUACUCAAACUUGUCAUGGA